GACUGAUACAAAGAAAACUGGAUUAAUUCAUCUGGGAUACACAAUGAACAGAGUACACUGAACCAUUAUCACUGAUUCAUCUUUUAUUUACUUGAUAUUGGUGCAAUAAAGUGUGAAAUAAAUAAAUAAAUCCGCGCCAAUGUUUUCAAAAGAAUGAAAUUAUCUCGCGCCAGAGUUUCCUUUAAUAUUAUCGUAGAGGGAGAAAGACUUAACAGCGGGCCGAAAAGAGUCAGGGUCAGCCUACAUAAUAAAACACUUCUGUAUUGAACUGUACAUUAUAAUAAAAAUGUACUGAAUAUAAAAUAUUCUUGCAACCGAAUAUUUGGUAGUUAUUCAAUAUCAUUAAACAUAAUAGGACGCAUCAUGAGUUUUGCGGGCAAAGUUGUUAUAGUGACAGGAGCAAGUUCCGGCAUUGGCGCGGCCGCAGCUUUAGUGUUCGCCAGAGAAGGUGCCAAUGUUGUCAUAGUUGGAAGAAAUGAGAACAGGUUAAGUAAUAUCGCCGAACGAUGCACCCAAAAUGGUGGCACGACGCUCCUCGUCAAGGCUGAUAUGACAAAUGAUGACGAUGUCAAGAGAAUCGUCGACGAAACCAUCAAUAGGUUUGGCAAAAUAGAUGUCCUUAUAAACAACGCUGGCUUGUCAGUUUCUGGGAGUAUCUCGAAUGGAGAUAUAUUGAAAUCGUACGAUGGUACUUUGGCGGUGAAUCUGCGUGCGGUCGUUCACCUCACCGCUGUGGCUGCACCUCACCUUGUGAAAACUAAAGGCAAUAUUGUGAACAUAUCUAGCAUUGCAGGAAAAAUGUCAACCACAGCGCUGGCUCUACCGUAUAGUAUUUCUAAAGCUGGCUUAGAUCACUUCACUCGUGGCGCUGCUCUGGAAUUGGCAUCAUCAGGUGUACGAGUGAACAGCGUUAGUCCAGGCCCUGUGAGGACAGAUUUCUUUGACAAUGCAGGAACAGCGAUAUCCUGGGACAUUCUAGGGUCCCGUCUUCCACUGCAGAGGUGCUCUGAACCCGAAGAAAUUGGUGAAAUUAUUCUUUAUUUGGCAAGUGAAAAAGCGAAGGGCAUCACAGGAUCUGAUUUCGUUUGUGACAAUGGAGGUCUCUUAAGAGUAUCUUAAGAUAUAUAAUAAAUAAUAACGAAAUGGUAA
Galleria mellonella (greater wax moth) is the source of this 1149-nucleotide messenger RNA. RefSeq lists its product as uncharacterized. Bases 364 to 1119 code for a protein of 251 amino acids. Gene Ontology annotation, molecular function: oxidoreductase activity. The record is from RefSeq and is a predicted model, not a curated record. The transcript has a single exon. NCBI's taxonomy places the organism in Eukaryota, Metazoa, Arthropoda, Insecta, Lepidoptera, Pyralidae.